CCCGUGUAUAUAUCCGCGGGGGCCGGCGAGUUCCGCCCCGAUCGAUCGGCGGAGUGAUUGGUCGCUGCCAGGACGACUCGAGGAGCGGCCGGAGCGAGUGGCGCGGGAGGGAGGGAGGAUGGAUCGCUGCCGGAAGCGGCCCGACUCCGACGGCGGAGCUUCUGGGGAGGCGGAGCACCCCGCCGAUAAGCGGCCCUGCACUGCGGAGCCGUCGACCUCGGCUGCUGCCGUGGCGGGGGAAGGGGCGGGGGCGGAGGCUGUGGUUGCGGCGGCGGCGGGGGAGCGCGCCUGCUCGGAUAUGGACACGUCGUCGUCUGGCCACGCAGGCGAUGGGGAUGGGGAAGAGGAUGGUGAUGGGGAUGGGGAUGGGGAAGGGGAAGGUGACGAUGAUGGGGAUGGGGACGGGGGGUCGUCGUGCGAGUCGGAUGGGGACGGGAGCCCGAGGAGGUGCGGAGGCGGGGGAGGGAGGUUCCAACGGAUGGUGGCGGCGGUGGCAGCGGAGGGCGCGGAGGAGGGGCCGCUGGUGGCGGCGCUGACGGAGCUCUGCGAGGCGCUCUCCUUCUGCGGGGAGGACGUUGGGGGUUACUUCCCUACGGAGGCCGCGGCGCGGGCGCUGGUGCGGCUGGUGGGGGCCACCGAGGGUGGCGUGGUGGCUAGCCCCGACGUGAUGCUGCUCUCCGUGCGCGCCAUCACAUACCUCUGCGACACGAUGCCACGCGCUUCCGACGCUGUCGUCCGCCACGGCCUGCUCCCUUUGCUCUGCUCCCGUCUUCUCGCCAUCGAGUACCUUGAUGUUGCUGAGCAGUGCUUGCAAGCAUUCGAGAAGAUAUCGCGGAGGCAACCAACGCCGUGCUUGCGGGCUGGCAUGAUCGCUGCUGUGCUCACAUUCAUUGACUUCUUCUCUGCAAGUAUUCAGAGGGUUGCGGUCUCAGCUGUGGCAAAUGUCUGUAAGAAGGUCCCCAAAGACUGCUCCCAGUUUGUGAUGGAUUCUAUGCCAAUGCUGUGUAAUCUACUGCAGUAUGAGGACAAAAUGGUGGUGGAGAAGGUUGCAAGUUGCUUGAUAAGCGUUGUGGAUUCAUUUAAUGGUUCAGUGGAGCUUCUCGACCAGUUGUGUCACCAGGGUGUGAUAGAGAAAGUCCUGCCACUGAUCAACACUGGUGGACUAACUUCUCUUAGCCCAUCAACAUGCAGUAACUUGAUUGGGCUUCUUGCUAAGUUAGCCUGUAAUUCACUGGUGGCUGUGAAGUCUCUCUUUGAGCUGAAUGCUGGUAGCACCAUAAGUAGAAUUUUGGUUACUUCAGAUCUCUCACAUGGCAUGCCUUACCUGCCUUUGGAAAACCAAAACAACCAGGUCAAUGAGGCUCUGAAACUAGCAAACCAACUUAUUCCUUCUGCAGCAAGAGAUGUUGAAGACACUCAGAUGGUACAUGCAAAAGAAAAAAUAAUUAUAGAUGAACCAAGGUUCUUAUGUCAGUUCUCUAUGGAGAUUCUUCAUGUCUUGAUCAAGGCAGUCAACUCUGGUGCAAAUUCAUACAUUUGCUAUGGAUGUGCUUCAAUUGUAAAUAACAUCUGUUAUUUCAGUAAACCUGAAAUGCUUCAAGAUUUGCUCAAGGAUGCAAACAUACCUAGUUUCUUGGCUGGUUUAUUGUCUCGUAAGGAUCAUCAUGUGCUAUUCUCAUCACUAAAGCUUAUCGAAAUUCUCAUGCAAAAGCUUCCUGAUGCUUACCUUGGAUCUUUCAUCAAGGAAGGUGUAGUCUAUGCAGUUGAGGCUCUUCUUGUGCAAGAUGAUUGCUCAAAAUCUACUGAUCUCUCUGAUGAAACUCAACAAUCAGAGAAUCAGCCUGUCAUAAGAAAUAAGCCGACAUGUUUCUGCUAUGCAUUUGAUUAUCCCAGAUCUGAUGCUGCUGAAACAAGGAUCUGCAUGAUUGGAAAGGGCAACCUAUUUACUUUUGCAAGGCAUGUGAAGACAAGCUACUUCACUGCCGAAGCAGUGAACUCUGAGAUGGGGUUGACGGAGAUUUUGCAAAAACUCAAAACUUGCUGCGCAGUUCUGAAUGAUUCUGCUGAUAAGUCAUUAAACCAAGACAAUCUCCAAAAUGAAGAGCACUUGACUAACAUUUUAAGUGAGGUGAUGAUGGAGCUUCAUGGGGGAGAAACAAUGACUACCUUUGAGUUCCUUGAGAGUGGAUUGGUCAAAUCUUUGUCUAAUUACCUCUCCAAUGGCAAGUUCCUCCAAACGGAGGGGAAUCCAAAUGAUUACAAUACUGAACAUGUUCUUGCCGUGCUAAAAAGAUUCCAAUCAUUUGCUCAUAUAUCCUUUUCAAGAAUGGAGCAGCACUGGGGCGAUAUGCUCUUGACACUGUUAGUAAGGAAACUACAGAAUGCUCUUACCUCCCUUGACAACUUCCCAGUGAUAAUGAGCCAUAAUUUCAAGCCAAGGAACACUAUUUCAGAUAUCCCUACUAGGCACUCAACAAUUACUCCAUGUAUCCGAGUACGAUUUAAGAAGGAUGAAGAUCAAAUCAACUUGUCAAACUAUAAUAAUGUUGUUAAUGUGGAAAUCUCUUCCUCAUUGCACACUAUUGAAGAGUUCUUGUGGCCCAAAAUUUGUACAGACACAAGCAAUCAGAAGGCUGAAUCAUCAUCCAAUGCUGUUGCUUCUGAAAAGAAAUAUUCUGAAGAUGACCUACAGAAAAGAGAUUUCACACCUGAAUCAUCCCCAACACGCGAGGGAGAUAUAAGUGGAAAUCAAAAUUUAUCUGUAGAGCCAGGCUCGGAUAAAGGGCCUUCAUCUUCUGGUGCAGUCCAACAAGAGACAAGUGCAAGUGAUCAUACUGCACAACCAAAAUUGUUAUUUAGCUUGAAAGGAAAAAAUCUUGACCAAUCUAUUACUCUGUAUCAAUCAAUCCUGCAGGAUCAGAUAAAUGCAGGCUCUGACAUAAUUUUGGACAACCAGUUUUGGCGCAUUGUGCAUGAUGUAACCUAUAGAACUGUGAAUCCAAAAGUAGAUUAUUCUCUUAAGAAUUCAUCUUGUGCUACAACAUCAGCAAAUGACAGUAAAGCUGGAUUUACGUGGCAGGCACUCCCUUUCUUCAGUAGCCUGUUGCUUGGCAAGCUUCCUUGCAAACUUGACAGAUCAAGUCCAUCAUAUGACAUAUUAUUUAUGCUAAAAAUUCUGGAGGGACUAAACCGAUACUCUUUUCACCUUGUGUCUGAUGAGAGAAACCACACUUUUGUACAUGGAGGCAUAACUAACCUUGAUGAUCUGAAAGCUGAUGUUUCUUUAGUUCCACAGCAGGAGUUUGCCAGUGCUAAAUUGACAGAUAAACUGGAGCAACAGUUGCAUGAUCCCUUGGUUUUAAGGUCUCGCUGCCUGCCUUUAUGGUGCACUGAACUGAUGUCUGCAUGUCCCUUCUUGUUUUCUUUUGAGGCAAGAUGGAAGUAUUUUCAGUUGACGGCAUUUGGUUCAUUGACCCCGCAACAUGGGAAUAUGAUGGAUACAAGUGGUAGUGGUAUAAUAAUAGAAAGGGUGCCAUCCUUCUCACGGAAAAAGUUCAAAGUUGACCGUGACAAUAUACUGGCAUCUGCUGCUAAAGUGAUGCAAUCACAUGCCUGGGGUAAUGCACUGCUCGAAGUGGAAUAUAAAGAGGAAGUAGGCACUGGUUUAGGUCCUACGAUGGAAUUCUAUACACUGAUAAGUCAUGAGUUUCAGAAGUCCGGUUUAGGCAUGUGGAGAGGGGACAUUCCCUGUGAAACUGGCCCGGAUAUUGCUCAUGGUGGUUCUGGAUUUGUGGUUGCCCCUAAUGGACUUUUUCCUAAACCAUGGUCUAUCCAUGUGGAUUGUUCUUCCUUCUCAGAAGUGGAUAAACAAUUCCACCUCCUUGGUCAGGUUGUUGCAAAGGCAAUUAAAGACAGCAGAAUUCUCGACAUUCCAUUUUCUAAAGCAUUUUAUAAGCUUAUACUAGGGCAGGAACUUAAUCUAUAUGACAUUCACUCAUUUGAUCCUGAACUAGCAAUGACCCUUAUGGAGUUUAAAGCGGUUGCUGCUCGGAGAAAAUAUUUAGAAUCAAGUUCGAGUGGGGACUGUAAGAGUACAUCUGAUUUGUCUUAUCGAGGUUGCAAGAUUGAGGAUCUUGCUAUUGUGUUUGCUCUUCCAGGAUAUCCAGAAUAUGUUCUUUCUCCAGAAAGUAGCUUGAAGAAUGUAAAUGCUGACAAUUUAGAACAGUAUGUUUCUUUUGUUGUUGAUGCAACGGUUAGAACUGGAAUCGCAAGACAGCUGGAAGCAUUUAAGUCAGGAUUCAAUGAGGUAUUUCCACUAAGCACCCUCCAGGUCUUCUCAGAGGAUGAACUGGAGCGAUUACUCUGUGGUGAACAAGACACUUGGGAUUUCACAAAACUUGUGGAUCACAUAAAGUUCGAUCAUGGCUACACUUCCAGCAGCCCUCCUGUCAUUAAUUUGUUGGAGAUUGUACAGGAGUUUGGAUGCAAUCAACGAAGAGCUUUCUUACAGUUUAUAACAGGUUCACCUCGACUCCCACCGGGUGGGUUAGCUGCACUAAAUCCAAAACUGACGGUUGUCCGAAAGCAUAACAGCAACGAGGCUGAUGACGACCUGCCAAGUGUGAUGACUUGCGCUAAUUACCUAAAGUUACCCCCCUAUUCUUCCAAGGACAAGAUGAGGGAGAAACUACUCUACGCAAUCACGGAAGGCCAGGGGUCUUUCCACCUAUCUUGACUUGAAACUGAUACCAUCAGCUCCACAUUCCGCACGCCGUAGAAAUUCAUGUGUUCUGUAAGUAUCACGUAGGAAAAAUGGUGUAAAUGUGGGUGGUUCACUGCUUAACUUACCAUAACAGUGACACGGUUCGGUGGAACUAAUGUUAGGGUGGAAAGGGUUAAAAAAAAGGAAACAGAGGUGGCGCAUGCCCAUCAUUCUCUGUACAGUGGUAGUUGCCUCUAGGUGUGCUCAAGUGGUCGCGCACAUGGCGACUCUCAGCUUAGCUCGCCCCUGUUGAUGCAAACCUUCUCGUUUUGUUGUAAAUAUACAUGGCUGCCAAAAAUCUUCAAUACUA
Molecule: messenger RNA, 5072 nt
Organism: Oryza brachyantha (malo sina)
Lineage: Eukaryota; Viridiplantae; Streptophyta; Magnoliopsida; Poales; Poaceae
Product: E3 ubiquitin-protein ligase UPL4
Exons: 17
Coding region: 119-4735 (1538 amino acids)
Biological process (GO): protein polyubiquitination; proteasome-mediated ubiquitin-dependent protein catabolic process
Molecular function (GO): ubiquitin protein ligase activity
Source: RefSeq, a predicted model, not a curated record